This is a messenger RNA of Macrobrachium nipponense, 1489 nucleotides long. RefSeq lists its product as uncharacterized. The coding region runs from base 182 to 1468 and encodes 428 amino acids. Lineage: Eukaryota; Metazoa; Arthropoda; Malacostraca; Decapoda; Palaemonidae. The transcript has 9 exons. The record is from RefSeq and is a predicted model, not a curated record.
UUAUAUAAACUUUUGUCACCCCGAGUGAAAGAAUUAGUGGUAAACUGACAGGUUGAACUUAUAUGAAGGACAUGAUGCAGCAAGACACAACGAAGAGGAAAGUGAACAUCGUUACGAGUACUACUAUUUAAUGCUUGUGUGUCUGUUCUGACGUUGGCCUCGGUUUUUGUUGUGCUCAGAAAUGUUUGCUGCACGUAAUUUGUUCAGACCCCUACGGGUGUCUACCCGGAGUCACUUUAGAAAUUUAUCAGCGGAUGUUCCGGUUGCCCCCAAGAAAAAGAGGCGCAUCCUCAGAGCAGUUGGCAAGACAUUAGGGGGGAUAGCUAUCGUUGUACCGGCUGCAGGUGGUGUUUACUACAGUAUAAGUGAUGACAUUACUCGGCGACAAAUUAGAGUAACUGUGGAAGGCAUUGGAAGGUUUUUCAGGUCACUUAAGGUUGGUGCAAUGAUCUCGUUAGACUACAAAUGGUCAACCUAUGGCAUGGAUGAAACAAGUGACGAGUACAUGGACGCUCUCCGUGGUGCUCAUCAGCGUUCAGCAGAACGUAUUUUGAAAGGUUGUCUUCAGAAUGGUGGUCUGUAUGUAAAAUUAGGCCAAGGUUUAGUGUCGAUGAAUCAUGUGUUGCCUAAAGAAUAUGUAGAUACCCUAAAGGCUUUGCAAGACCAGUGUUUAAAUAGAAGAUAUGAUGAGAUUGGCCUCCUUUUUAAAGAGGAUUUUGGAAAGUCACACAAGGAAAUGUUUGCAGAAUUUGAAGAUGAACCGAUUGCAGCAGCAAGUUUAGCUCAGGUGUUCCGUGCCAAAACACAUGAAGGAGAGGAUGUUGCUGUGAAGGUGCAGUACAUAGACCUCCAAGAUCGAUUUUGGGGUGAUAUUGCAACGAUAGAACUUCUUUUGGAAAUGAUACAGUUGAUGCAUCCUAAAUUUGCUUUGAAAUGGGUUAUGAAGGACCUGAAAGGUACACUUGAGCAAGAAUUAGACUUCCUCAAUGAAGGGCGCAAUGGUGAACGAUGUGCUGAUGAACUUUCUAAAUUUAAGUUUGUUUAUGUACCAAAAAUUCAUUGGGAUUUGAGUAGCAAGAGAGUAUUAACUGCAGAGUUUAUAGAUGGACUUAAGGUCAGCGAUAAAGAAGGUCUAGCAAAAGCUGGUCUUAAUUUAGUUGAUAUAGACAAGAAACUCAUCAAUGCGUUUGCAGAACAGAUUUUCCAUACAGGUUUCGUACAUGCUGACCCUCAUCCUGGAAAUGUUUUAAUUCGUCAAAGUAAACAUGGGGGAGCAGAAAUUGUGAUUUUAGAUCAUGGUUUGUAUCAGUUUUUACCUACCUCUGUAAGACAACCACUUUGUCGACUUUGGAAGGCUAUCGUUGUUGGAGACCAUGAGAAUAUGAAAGAAAAUUCAGCACAGUUGGGAGUUGCAGGUAAGAUUGUUUUCUGUAGAUUUUUUAUGGUAAUAUAUUUUAGGAAAACUUAAGGGGGCCGGCCGGAAUCCUUA